AUGUAUUCCCACAGCUCUUCGACGGUGCCGAGCUCUACUGAACGUGUCUCUGUUGUCGAAGAUGAAGCCCGGUUCCUUCUGGAUGAGGCUGCUCUAGUGGACGCCCUCAAGAAGGGCCAGCGCUCUGCUACUGGGCUAGAUAUGCACUUUGAUGAGCCUCACGUUAACCGCGAACUGGGUUAG
Messenger RNA from Penicillium canariense, 183 nucleotides. RefSeq names its product D-isomer specific 2-hydroxyacid dehydrogenase NAD-binding. The transcript is spliced from 2 exons. Lineage: Eukaryota; Fungi; Ascomycota; Eurotiomycetes; Eurotiales; Aspergillaceae. The record is from RefSeq and is a predicted model, not a curated record. The coding region runs from base 1 to 183 and encodes 60 amino acids.